Molecule: messenger RNA, 1555 nt
Organism: Camelus dromedarius (Arabian camel)
Lineage: Eukaryota; Metazoa; Chordata; Mammalia; Artiodactyla; Camelidae
Gene: DUSP14
Product: dual specificity phosphatase 14
Exons: 3
Coding region: 306-902 (198 amino acids)
Biological process (GO): protein dephosphorylation
Cellular component (GO): cytoplasm
Molecular function (GO): MAP kinase tyrosine/serine/threonine phosphatase activity
Source: RefSeq, a predicted model, not a curated record
AGGGAGCGUGCGCGCGGCCCGCCCCGGGCGCGGGUGGAGGGGAAAAGGAGGGGCGCGCGCGGCGGCCAGCCCGCAGAAGCCGGGAGCCGCGCAGGAGGACGGAGCACCAGCCGGGAGUCGGCGCGAGCAGAUCUGAUUUGUAUCUACUGUGAUCAGCACUCACUUACGACCUUCCAGACCCAGGACCCCCGAGGAACCAGGCUCCGCACACAAGAAGGCGGUUGUAACUUCCGAUUCCUUGGUGGAGGAAAACAAAACACUCUGGUCUUGCUUCCCAUGAUGCAAGUGUGACUGCUGGCGUCUUCAUGAGCUCCAGAGGCCACAGCACGCUGCCACGGACUCUCAUGGCCCCUCGGAUGGUUUCUGAGGGAGACAUAGGAGGCAUUGCUCAAAUCACCUCCUCUCUCUUCCUGGGCAGAGGCAGUGUCGCCUCUAACCGGCACCUCCUCCAGGCUCGCGGCAUCACCUGCAUUGUUAAUGCUACCAUUGAGAUCCCCAACUUCAACUGGCCCCAGUUUGAAUAUGUUAAAGUGCCUCUGGCUGACAUGCCUCAUGCCCCCAUUGGACUCUACUUUGACACUGUGGCCGACAAGAUCCACAGCGUGAGCAGGAAACACGGGGCCACCUUGGUGCACUGUGCCGCAGGGGUGAGCCGCUCGGCCACCCUCUGCAUCGCGUACCUGAUGAAGUUCCACAGCGUGUGCCUGCUGGAGGCGUACCACUGGGUAAAAGCCCGGAGGCCCGUCAUCCGGCCCAACGUGGGCUUCUGGAGGCAGCUGAUAGACUACGAGCGCCAGCUCUUCGGGAAGUCGACAGUGAAAAUGGUACAGACGCCUUACGGCAUAGUCCCAGACGUUUAUGAGAAAGAGUCCCGACACCUGAUGCCUUACUGGGGGAUUUAAGCCACCAAAGCCCGCCUCGGCGGCCCCUCGAGCAGGACCAGCAUCCGCUACACACCGUCUGCUCCCCUCUUCACCUUUCUUUCCAAAUGGUUGACUUUUGGUUCUCCCUGAGGUGUUUUUUACACUGGGUGUUCAAGUUUGUUUUAAAAGCUAGGGAGGGAGGGGUGGAACAUAAGGGAAACGCUUACAUUGCUAGUAACAUUUUUAAAACUAACAUUUUGGAAUAGUGUUUAUGAAAAUCUUUAACUGGCUUUUAAUCAUUUUUAACAAUUUGAACAGUUUAAUAAACUGUUUAGUUCUGCUCUAUUCUCAAUCCCAUGCCUUUUGGCAUCACGGCAGGAGCCGGAGGAGCUCAGUGCAAAAAUCACUUUGGGCCCUGAUUAACCCUUUAGACACAAGCUUUGCCCAUGGCUGCCGACCAGACAUGCUUAGGGAAGACUGAUACCAGCGCCAGUCCCCACUGGGGCAGCUCUCCUCUUUCCUUCCCCUCUAUUAAUAUUUAGUGACUCUGUAAGUAAGUUUAAAAAAAAAAACAAGCCUUUAUUAUUUAGCUGUCAAGUAAUUAUAAUGAAAUCUGCUGCAAACACCCUCUUGGAAUCAAUGUGCCCCAGGACUACAUUAGCAUUAUUUUUAAUAAAUAUAUCUGCUUAACA